Ostreobium quekettii is the source of this 714-nucleotide messenger RNA. Lineage: Eukaryota; Viridiplantae; Chlorophyta; Ulvophyceae; Bryopsidales; Ostreobiaceae. The record is from the annotation of a GenBank genome assembly.
AUGGGGCAAGCAUUUCAAGUUGUUUCAUGCAGGUACAAGCCCCCUUCCACGGAUUUGGACACAAAAUUGAAACCUUUUAUCCCUGAUUUUAUUCCCGCCAUCGGCGACAUAGACGAAUUCAUAAAAGUGCCGAGGCCCGAUGGUCGGCCGGAUUAUCUCGGCCUCAAGGUGCUGGACGAGCCCGGAGCGCACCAGUCCAACCCCACCAUCCUGAGCCUGAAGCUUCGUCAGAUCAUCAAGAAGCCGGGGGGCCGCGACCAGAAGGAGGUGGUGGGCCUGGUGGCCCACGGAGAGGAGGGACGGAUCAAAAAGAUCAACGGCUGGAUCGAGAGCAUCAGGGAGAUCAGGAGCAAGAACGCGCCGCCGGUUGUCACGUACCCGGAGGCCAUGCCCGACGUCGAGGCGCUGAUGCAAGAGUGGAGCCCGGAGGUGGCGGAAACGCUGCAGGACAUGCGGCUACCCACCAAGGACUUGGACGUCGACUUGAUGACUUUCGUUAAAAUUGUGUGCACCGUCCUGGACAUUCCCGUGCGGUCUGACCCGCUCCCCUCCCUCCACAUCCUGUUCCUGCUCUUCCUGGAAUUCAAAAACCACCCGUAUCUGGCGGGACACCAACUGGCGGGGUCCGCCGAGGCCCCGGGGAGGCCAGUUGCCAGCGCCGGCGCCAUGGAAGGUCCGAUGGUGCCGAGCCCUGGGCUUAUGGACAUUCGCUGA